GGCUUGUCAACAUGGAGCAACCUGUAAAACUAAAGCCUGAAAGAAGGCUAGUGCACUUGGAUUUGAAAGGGGCUCCACCCAAUAUAUCCUAUCUUCAAAAGAUCCUACCCUUACUGCAGUCAUUUGGGGCAAAUGGUUUACUUGUGGAAUAUGAAGACACAUUUCCUUAUCAUGGGGAUUUACAGGACCUAGUCUCUAAGAAUGCUUACAGUAAAUCUGAAGUGGUUCAACUGCUGGAUCUUGCCAAGUCUCAUAACAUGACAGUCAUUCCUCUUGUACAGACAUUUGGACAUUUUGAGUUUGUUUUGAAGCAUGAAAAGUUCCAACAUUUAAGGGAACACCCAAAGUUUCCAAUGACGUUGUGCCCUAAUCAUAAAGAUUCCCUAGCAACAGUGCAGGCAAUGGUAGACCAGGUUCUCGAGAUGCAUCCAGACAUCAGCUGGUUUCACAUAGGAGCAGACGAGGUGUUUGAUUUGGGUGUUUGCGAGAAAUGUCGAUCCAAGCUAGUAGAGAAUGGGUCCAAGGCUCAUCUUUUCUUCAAGCAUAUAAAGAAUGUACUGGAUUACAUCAAGAGGAAAUAUCCACAUUUGAAUCUGAUUAUGUGGGAUGACAUGUUUAGAACUGUUGAUACAAAAACACUAAAAGAUGCUGGUAUUGGAGAGUUGGUGGAGCCAAUGGUUUGGCAGUACCUUGACAGGUUGGUCUUACCUGAGGAUCUGUGGUCAAGAUAUUCUGCUGUAUUUCCCAAUAUAUGGGUUGGAACUGCAUUUAAAGGUGCUACAGGGGCUGCCACAUUUGCCACCAACAUUGCAUACCACAUUGAAAACCAUAAACAAUGGCAUAAAGUCAUGGAACUAGAGAAAUCAAGAUUCCAGAAUUUCAGAGGAUACGCUUUUACAGGCUGGCAGAGGUAUGACCACUAUGCCACCUUGUGUGAACUUCUUCCCGCCGGUCUUCCCUGCUUGGCCCUAUGUCUUGAGAUAAUGAAAACAGGCACAUUUACAGUUGCAACUCAUACCAAAGUUAGUCAAGACUUAGGAUGCCAAGAACUCUUACCCCUGAACCCAUUUGAUAUCCUCUCUCCUAUCCCCGAGUGCAGUUUCCCUGGUGGGGUAAUAUACUGUGGAGUUGCUCUAUUGGUGCAUCUACAUGAUGAAUACAGUGCAUUCAUGAAAAAUGACAGAUACCAGGGUUGGAUGACAGAAUAUCAUAUAAAAUACAGAUAUGCAAACCCUGUACAUAUUCAGUACAUCAUGGGAAUAGUAAAAAGCCUACAUGAAAAGUUCUGUGAUCUCAAAAAAUUCAUCGAGCCAGGCCUGAGAGAGGUAUUUGAUGGUGACACUAUAGAGGAAUGGCUGAUGGUCUAUGUUGACACUCCUUUGAAAAAGCUUGAAGAACUAUUGGCAACUGGAAAUGAGCUAAAUGCUUUGGGUGCAAGAGCGAAACCUCCACUGGAAUCAGAAAACUGUGUUGAAAUGACAGAUGAUAAAUCCUGAUGUAAAUGCAAUAGUUAUAGUAUCACAAUAGGGUUAUGACCAAAAGAAAUGCACCAACUGCUUCAAAAACUGCUGUAAAAAAUGACUGCGACAAAAACUGCAGUAAAAUGACACGACUGCUACAAAACUGCAGUAAAAUGACACGACUGCUCCAAAAACUACAGUAAAAUGGUAUGACUGCUACAACUGCAAUUACAGAAUUAUAAUACCAUUGCUCUCUGUCAAAAACUGGAGAAAUGCAUACCAGUAACUGCUA
Messenger RNA from Owenia fusiformis, 1752 nucleotides. NCBI's taxonomy places the organism in Eukaryota, Metazoa, Annelida, Polychaeta, Sabellida, Oweniidae. The record is from the annotation of a GenBank genome assembly.